This is a messenger RNA of Copidosoma floridanum, 1548 nucleotides long. It is a transcript of the gene dpy, whose product is annotated as fibrillin-like protein dumpy. The record is from RefSeq and is a predicted model, not a curated record. Lineage: Eukaryota; Metazoa; Arthropoda; Insecta; Hymenoptera; Encyrtidae. Gene Ontology annotation, molecular function: zinc ion binding; calcium ion binding. Gene Ontology annotation, cellular component: nucleus.
AUCAGUUCAGAAUGUUCACGUGAUAAGAUGUGCAUAAGAAAUAAGUGUAGAAAUCCUUGCCCUGGUACUUGUGGCCAACAUUCUCAGUGUGAUAUGAUAAAUCAUAUUCCAGUUUGUUCAUGCCCAACUGGAUACACAGGAGAUCCUUUUAUUACUUGUCGAGUACUACGUAAGGGAUCUAAACCUUCGCUAGACCCAUGCAACCCUUCUCCAUGUGGAACUAACAGUAUUUGCAAAAGCAUUGAAAGUCAUGCCGUUUGCUCUUGUAUUUCUGGAUAUAUUGGUACACCACCAUCGUGUAGACCAGAAUGUGUUGUUAGUUCAGAAUGCUCCGCAAAAAGAUCAUGUGUAAAUUACAAGUGUACUGAUCCAUGUCUGGGCUCUUGUGGUCUUAAUGCCCGUUGUGAGGUUAUUAAUCAUUCUCCCAUCUGUAGCUGCUUACCUGGACAAACUGGAGAUCCAUUUGAAAGCUGCUUUGAAUUUCCAGCAACAGUGAAACCAAAAAUAGAAUCACCUUGUGAUCCAUCACCUUGUGGGCCACAUUCUAUUUGUCAAAAUGUUAAUGAUGGCCCAGUUUGCUCUUGCCAGAAUAAUUAUGUGGGAACUCCGCCUAACUGCCGCCCAGAAUGUUUAAUUAAUCCUGAUUGUCAUUCAAGUCGUGCUUGCAUCAAUAAAAAAUGUCAAGAUCCAUGUGUUGGUUCAUGCGGAGAAAACGCAGAAUGUUCAGUGAUAAAUCAUGCAGCGAUUUGCACAUGUUCAACUGGAUUUACUGGUAAUCCUUUUAUACAGUGUGUUCAACUGGUAGAAGUAACCCUGAAUCCUUGCGAACCUUCUCCCUGUGGUUCAAAUGCUAUUUGCCAACGUAAAGAUAACGCCGGUGCGUGUACUUGCAUUGAAGACUAUCAUGGCAACCCAUAUGAGGGAUGUCAACCUGAAUGUACUCACAGCUCAGAUUGUCAAACCAAUAAAGCUUGUUUGAGGAACAAAUGUGUAGAUCCUUGUCCAGGAAUAUGCGGCCCCCAAGCUCAGUGUUCGGUUGUUAAUCAUAUACCAACGUGUACGUGUCAACCUGGAUAUAUUGGUGAACCAUUUUCAGGGUGUACUUAUGAACCAGUCACAGAACCAACUAGAGCCACUGAGCUGUGUAAUCCAUCUCCUUGUGGCCCGUACAGCAUUUGUAAACAAAUUAAUGACCAGGCUGUGUGUAGCUGCCAAGACUCUUACUUUGGUUCACCACCAAACUGUAAACCUGAAUGUUUGGUCAAUUCAGAAUGCCCACAAAAUAGAGCUUGUUAUAAAAAUAAGUGCAAUGAUCCGUGUCCUGGAACUUGUGGUCUUGGAGCACAGUGCCGAGUGAUUAACCACAAUCCACUCUGUAGUUGUCCUUCUGGCUCAACAGGAGAUCCAUUUUCAAGAUGCUAUGAGGAAAAAGGUGGAAUGCGAGGCUAUAGAAUAGUUAAAUUAGGCGAGAGGGUAUUUGCAAAGAGGUACGACUGUAUUCGAGUGAAGGGAAUCAAGAUGAAACGACUCAAAGUGGCUGUUGUGUAG